CUUAUCUUAAUCUUCGGCCUUGCAUUCUCGAUUCUUACUUAAGUGCAUUUGUAGUCAUGUAACCAUAUCAGGGUGUUAUAUUAUUUAUUCUUAAGGACUGAAGAAUUCAUUAUAUUGAAAUUGGCUAUUUGGACAGUUAAUUUUCUACUUCUUUUUGAUAAGGUAAUAACAAUGAGAGAAGUAAAGUAUAUAUGAUAUGUCUGAAGCUUUUUCAUGCUGACAAAAAGAACAGGUAUUUGCCGAUAUGUCAUUAACUGCUUUUUCAACAUCAUAAGAGUUUUUUUCUUUAUUUUUUCUUUUUCCAAAACCAAUAAUCCCCUAUCCUCUGAGAGAGUGUUCAUCCUUCGCUAACUCACUGGUACUUAGUCUUCAUCAUGUACUUAAAAAACAUGUUCUUGUGAUGUAGUAGAAAUCAACCUGAGCAGUACACUCAUUCGGAGAGAACGGAACUAACUGGUAUUUCGGCAAAAGUCGAAGUACGUAGGAAAAGUUCGGUUAAUUAUUGUCUAUAUUAGCGUUAUUAUUUGUUUUCUAUAACCCGUAAGUGGGAGUGAAUAAUUUCUUAUAUAACUUUUCACUGUGCGGAUGAUGCACAGCAUUUGGGACAUACGAGCAAGGCAACUUGUUGAAAUGGUCAACACCUUUCGACGUUGCGUAAAGGUAUAAAUAAUGCACUUGAGUAUCCAUGAAGGUGCGUCACCAAGCUGGAUUACAUAUACAUACUAAGCAGUGCCCUUCCUGAAACGACUGACAGAAUUGCAAAGCCCUCAAAUCCCUUGCAGCUACAGACGACAUCUUCCACUUCUAACAGUAGGCGCCAUCAAGACAGACUUUGCAGCUAACGACGUUUGUUCAGACUUUCUCAACAUCAGAGAUCAUAACGAACAAAUGAUGCGGUGUUACUUGCUUUUGCUUGCAGUUAUUUUGCCGGCGGUGUCAGCUAGAAGAACAGUAUGUGGGGGUGGACGGUGCGAGUCUGGAUUCAACUGCCUGAUGGAAGGAGAAGGAGAUGGAGAAUCCCACUGCAUCCGCAGCAUUUGUUUUGAGCCGCUCAUGACCGCAGUCCAGACAGGCAACUAUUGCAACACCUACACCAAGAAGUACUACUACGAUAAAGACAACGGUGUGUGUAAACACUUCUACUACAACAGGUGUGGCGGCAACAGCAACAAUUUCAACUCUAUUGAAGAAUGCUCUGAUCAGUGCAGCAAGCACGAACCGACCAAAUAACUCUAUAAUAGUGGGGCUUCGACUUGGGUCGUGACCUGUGUAACUAGACGAACUUGUAAUAUGGUUAAC
Molecule: messenger RNA, 1299 nt
Organism: Lingula anatina
Lineage: Eukaryota; Metazoa; Brachiopoda; Lingulata; Lingulida; Lingulidae
Product: PI-actitoxin-Axm2b
Molecular function (GO): serine-type endopeptidase inhibitor activity
Source: RefSeq, a predicted model, not a curated record